Messenger RNA from Echinococcus granulosus, 1689 nucleotides. RefSeq names its product Origin recognition complex subunit. Gene Ontology annotation, biological process: DNA replication initiation; mitotic DNA replication checkpoint signaling. The transcript has 8 exons. Lineage: Eukaryota; Metazoa; Platyhelminthes; Cestoda; Cyclophyllidea; Taeniidae. The coding region runs from base 1 to 1689 and encodes 562 amino acids. Gene Ontology annotation, cellular component: nuclear origin of replication recognition complex. The record is from RefSeq and is a predicted model, not a curated record. Gene Ontology annotation, molecular function: ATP hydrolysis activity; ATP binding; DNA replication origin binding.
AUGGAUUCCACCGCCACUUCUGCGCCUAGGACUCCACGUACUCCGCGAAGGACGUGCAAGGAUGAGGCGAUGGUGAAGAUCUUGGAAUGCUUCAAAAAACUCUCCACCAGUCCGAAGGCGAAGGCCACUCCCCUUUCUUCUGUAGCAUGUCGUCACACGGAGAAGGUGCAUUCAGCGACUUCGUUGUCACGUCAAAAAGGCUCGUCAUUGCAUUCUUCUGAGGCAUCCUUCUCUCCCUCUGAAAAUGUCUCAUCUUCUGAAGAAUUUGACUCGGAGGAGAUCUCUUCCGAAGAGGACCCUACAAGUCCCACCACUUCUACAGACACUUCUGAUGAUAAGUGGGUGCGUCGAACGAGGCCACGACGUAGAAAAACCAGGAGACCAGCACAAACUUCUGUCAGUGAUCAAGCCUUCUUUCCUCGUCGUACCACCUCCGCCAUCAUCGAUCGUGAGACGUUGAAUGCCAAGCUGCACGCUUCGCGUCUCUCUAACGACUGUCUACCCUGCCGCGAAAAGGAAUUUGAUGCGAUCUUCGAGUUCCUUUUUGAGCACCUUCAAAAUGGCACUGGAGGGUGUCUGUAUAUCUCGGGAGUACCGGGAACAGGAAAGACGGCAACUGUCACGGCUGUAGCGAGGAGCAUGGCUGGCUGUGUGGAUGAGGACGGCAACAGUGUUAUUCCACCCUUCAAAUUUGUCACCGUCAAUGGGAUGCAAGUGUCCCAGCCGCAUCAAAUCUAUGCUCAGAUCUAUGAGGUUAGUUGCCACGAAUCACCACUUCUUUCUAUUCACGUCGAUUGCGGCAUCUUUGGGUUACGCGAGCAUGCUAGCGUCUGGGAUUCAAAUCAGGAUGGUUGUCUAUGCGGUCGCUCAUCAGUUUCGGCAUUGAAAGGCGAAAAAGCGUCAGCCUACAAGGCGAUGUCGCUGCUCGAAGCUGAGUUCUGUUCAGCACCACGGCAACGUGGUAAUUCUACUGCUCCAGCUUGCAUCCUCCUCCUCGACGAAUUGGACCUCCUGUGUUCACGCCGGCAAGACGUCCUCUAUGCCCUCUUCGAUUGGACAUGUCGGUCUUCGGUUGGCGUUGGCGACCGUAAACGAUGUGGAAGACGUAUAUUGAUCGUACUAGCCGUAGCAAACACCAUGGAUCUACCUGAACGCGUGUUGCAUCAUCGCGUAGCUAGUCGUUUGGGUCUUAAUCGACUUGCUUUUGCGCCUUAUUCGCAUGAACAACUCGCCGCUAUUGUCAAUGCUCGACUAGGAUCGGAGCUUGGCUCAUCUUUCGAUCCGAAAGCAAUUGAAUUAGCAACUCGCAAAGUAGCCGCGGUGUCGGGUGACGCACGUCGAGCGUUGGAUAUUUGUCGUCGUGCGGCCGAGUUAGCGCAACUGGAGGGAGGUCAGAAGGCUACCACAACCAUGCAGCAUGUGAACGCAGCCCUGCGGGAGAUGUUCACUUCGUUAGGAUUAACUGCUCUGCGAAGCGUUUCCCACUACGAGCGACUGCUGCUACGAGCUAUUGUAGCUGAGGUGGCAGCGCAAGGCGUUGAAGAGGUUCCGCUGAAUCGGUGUUUGCAGCAGCUUCACGUCCUCUGCAACCUUGAGGUCGGUCUCUUGGCAAUGGAAAACGCGUUGAAAGAACGGGAUCGCAAACAGCACAAUGCGGGCAAUCUCCGCCUUGAUCUGAAACGGGUUUAG